Molecule: messenger RNA, 426 nt
Organism: Ilyonectria robusta
Lineage: Eukaryota; Fungi; Ascomycota; Sordariomycetes; Hypocreales; Nectriaceae
Exons: 1
Coding region: 80-301 (73 amino acids)
Source: RefSeq, a predicted model, not a curated record
CGCCGGCUCCGGAUGAGUCAGUUGCCGAUAUGACCGCAUGAAAGAAAGCCGUCUUGGGUUGGCAGUGAGGGGUGUUUAAAUGUCAACGACGCCAAUAGAGCGGAUAAAAGGCAAAAGUUUCAAGUGCCAGCUGCCACGCAGAGUAGAUAGAUAUGAAAGACUUUUUUAUGUCACCGCAAGCCCCAACAGUUUCCAAUCGUGCGCGUGCCAACCAUCUGUCAAAGAAUGGCCCAGCCAUCAGUCAAAGAACGGUACCCCUCCAAACCAAGCGACCGGUAGCAAGUUAUCCACAAGCAGGUGAAAAGUAUAGAAUACUCUAGAAAGACGUCGUGGUGGUUGGUUUUUAGUUCGCCACGCAUAUUGUUGUCACUGGGACAUGACUAGUGUGUCGGGUCGCAAACCUGAAGAGCUAGCCCACUUCCUUUG